Molecule: messenger RNA, 1640 nt
Organism: Eucalyptus grandis
Lineage: Eukaryota; Viridiplantae; Streptophyta; Magnoliopsida; Myrtales; Myrtaceae
Product: F-box/kelch-repeat protein SKIP4-like
Exons: 3
Coding region: 420-1571 (383 amino acids)
Molecular function (GO): protein binding
Source: RefSeq, a predicted model, not a curated record
UCCUGUGUAGACAAACUCGCUUCCAGUUGGAGUUCUUGCAGUUGCAGUAGCUUGCGGCUCAAGGACUAUUUAUUGGAUCAGAAUUUCUUCCUUCUUCUUCCCUUCGAUUAUCUGCAAAUGAUGUUCACACGAACUGGUCGAAGACGGAAGUUUGCAUUUUUCUUCCAAAGCGAUUGUUUUUCCUCGAAGAUCUUACGUACGCAACGCUCCCCCUGCCGGUUUUCCUCAUCGCUGCGCUGCUUUUUUCAGCAGAUCGGAGGGAGAUCGGAGCUCUCGACACGAGGUCGCUUUCUACAUUCUGUGUUCUCGAGUGCAUACCACAAAUUACGGAUGAAACUAACCUUCUGUGCUUAAUUAUUCUAUGUGGAGCUCUGCCAGUGCCUAGAGCGAUAGUAAAUUUUCAUUUUGGAGUCUGUAAUAUGGCCUGGCUUGUUGCAAGGGAAGUUGUGGGAAUGAUUAAAUCUUGUCUUUUUAGCCUAAAUUUGAUGGUUCCUGGCUGGGGCACUGCCAUGGGAUCUGUUCUAAGUAGGUUUCAAGUGGCAGCUAGAAAUGAACCCAGUCAUGAGCCUCUGAUUCCUAGCCUCCCUGAUGACGUCGCUCUUUUCUGCUUGGCAAGAGUUCCACGGAAGUUCCACCCAAAAUUGAGACUUGUGUGUAAGCAAUGGAGAGACAUGGUUUGGAGCGAUGAGUGGUAUUCUUUCAGGAGAUAUUUUAAUUUUGACGAAGCAUUGAUAUUUGCUUUGUGUGGAGCCAACCAGCAAUAUAGUCACUGUUAUAUGUUAGACCCCAGUUCCUCACCAAGACUAUGGAAGCAUCUAAGCAUUCCACCACAAAUUUCACCACGAAUAGGCGUGGGAUUCGGAGCGCUGGGGAAGAAGAUUUACUUAUUGGGAGGUUAUAAGGAUCCUCAAUCCGUUAGUCAUCAAGUGUACUGUUGCGAUGUUUCUGCCAACAAGUGGUGUCGAACUACUUCGCUGUCAAUCCCGAGGUGCUAUUUUGCUUGUGAAGUUUUGGAUGAGAAAAUUUAUGCAAUUGGGGGUUCAGGUACAGCUGAUUCUUGGGACACGUAUGAUCCCUGCACAAAUGGUUGGAUCUCUCAGGUAGACCCUAUACUCAUUCCUAACAUAAAAGAUUCUGUGGUGUUGGAUGGCCAAAUAUAUAUCCGAUGCGGUGGUUUUCCACUUUUGCCUCAUGUCUAUGCCAUCAUGUAUAAACCAUCAAGGGGCUCAUGGCAACAUGUGGAUGCUGACAUGGCGUCUGGCUGGAAGGGUCCCGCAGUCGUCAUAGAUGGGGCUCUUUAUGUGUUGGAUUAUAGUUCAGGACUCCGGCUGAUGAAGUGGCGGAAGGAGAGCAAGGAUUGGGUGGUGGUGAAGAGCUUGUCACAGCGAUUGAUUCAACCUCCAUGCCGGCUUGUUGCAAUUGGCAAGGAAUUAUUUGUCAUAGGGAAGGGGCUUAGCACGCUGAUGUUCAAUGUGGACCAGAGUGAAAACUCAGGAGAAAUGGUGGAAUCUUCUAUAUCCCCAUUGACUUCCAAUUAUGAUGUAAUUAGCUGUAAAGUAGUAGCAGUAUAAAGUUGCUCAGGCUCAUUUAAAUUCAUGUUGGAUUGUGAUUUGUGACUCCGAAGGCCCCCUUUUUUAUGA